AUGGCAUCAACUCUCCGACGCAGGGCGCUCGCCCCCGAUAACUCAUCAGAAUCUUCGUUGUCGCUAGCACCUACACCGAGAGACGAAAGUCCGGCGAAGCCGGUUGACAAGGUCGAGAUCAUACAUCAUGAACAUAAGCCAAAGACGGGCAAGAGGCGUAAUACAUUUAUUUUCUUAAUGGGUAGCUUGUUCGGUCUUAUAGCUGCCGGCCUCCUAGCUAAGAAUAAUGACUUAAUUGAACUUCCGGAGAUUGGUGAACUUAGUAUGGACAGUUUUCUUGAUGUGUUACCAGCGGGUCUGGUUAAGGAUAUGAGGGAUCUUGUUAAAGGUGAGAGGGAUUUUGUCGAUAGCUAUGAUUCCUUUUCUGUAGGGGUGAAAGCCCGGACCGAAGGGCUUAGCGUUCACCAUCCCGUUAUUCUGGUUCCCGGUGUCAUCUCAACAGGCCUUGAAUCCUGGGGCACUGCCAAUAUCUCUCGUCCGUACUUUAGAAAGCGGCUCUGGGGUAGCUGGACAAUGAUGAGAGCGCUGGUUCUAGACAAGGAGAUAUGGAAGAAGCACAUCAUGUUGGAUAAGAAAACCGGGUUAGAUCCGCCGAAUAUCAAAUUGAGAGCUGCGCAGGGCUUUGAUGCGACCGACUUCUUCAUUACGGGGUACUGGAUCUGGAGUAAAAUCGUGGAGAAUCUGGCAUCGUUAGGCUACGACCCAACCAACUCAUUCACGGCUGCUUACGAUUGGCGCUUGACGUAUCAAAACCUCGAGCUUCGGGACCAAUACUUUACGAGAUUAAAGAGCUAUGUGGAGCUGGCACACGAAUUCUCUGGUCAAAAGGUGGUUCUUGCAUCCCACAGCAUGGGCAGCCAAGUCCUAUUUUAUUUCUUCCAUUGGGUAGCAUCUGCUGAAGGCGGUAAAGGCGGUGACGAUUGGGUCGAGCGUCAUGUCGAAGCCUGGAUCAAUAUUAGUGGAUGUAUGCUAGGUGCAGUUAAGGAUGUGACCGCUAUUCUCUCCGGCGAGAUGCGCGAUACAGCGCAGCUUAAUUCCUUUGCAGUAUACGGGCUCGAGAAGUUCCUCAGCAAAGAUGAACGAGCAGAAAUAUUUCGAGCGAUGCCAGGAAUGUCGGCUAUGCUACCACUUGGUGGAGACGCGGUCUGGGGAAAUCUAACGUGGGCACCAGAUGAUCAACCCGGGCAGCAGAACUCGUUUGGUUCAUUUUUAAACUUUCGUCGUGGUGUUAACUGGACUACACCGCAUCAAAACUUCACCGUUAGCGACUCGAUGAAAUAUCUCAUGGAUACGACCGAUGAUUGGUACCGAGAUCAGGUCAAGAAGAGCUUCUCUCACGGAGUGGCUCAUACCACUGCCGAGGUAGAAGCCAACGAGCUUGACAAUCGCAAAUGGGUUAAUCCCCUGGAGACGCGGUUACCCCUGGCUCCAAACUUGAAGAUUUACUGUUUUUACGGCGUGGGGAAACCAACUGAACGAGCAUACUACUACCGCAGCCCGGAAUAUCCGGCAUUCACAAACUUAAACGUCACCAUCGAUACGGGACUAACCGUUGAUGAAAUUGAUCACGGUGUCGUUAUGGGAGAAGGCGAUGGUACAGUUAAUCUUCUAAGCAGCGGUUACAUGUGCUCUAAGGGCUGGCGUAUGAAGCGAUAUAACCCGGCUGGCGCCAAGGUCACCGUCGUGGAAAUGCCUCACGAACCCGAAAGGUUUAACCCCCGCGGAGGGCCCAAUACAGCAGACCACGUGGAUAUCCUAGGGCGGCAGAAGCUUAAUGAAUUAAUCCUACGCGUAGUGGCUGGAAAGGGCUCCGUGAUUGAUGACUAUAUCGUUAGUAAUAUUCGCGAGUAUGCGGAUAAUGUCAAGAUCUAUGAAGAGGAGGAUUAA
Molecule: messenger RNA, 1887 nt
Organism: Daldinia childiae
Lineage: Eukaryota; Fungi; Ascomycota; Sordariomycetes; Xylariales; Hypoxylaceae
Product: Phospholipid:diacylglycerol acyltransferase
Exons: 2
Coding region: 1-1887 (628 amino acids)
Biological process (GO): triglyceride biosynthetic process; lipid storage
Cellular component (GO): cytoplasm; perinuclear endoplasmic reticulum
Molecular function (GO): phospholipid:diacylglycerol acyltransferase activity
Source: RefSeq, a predicted model, not a curated record